AUGUCAGGUCCCUCAGCACAACCAGGCCAACGUCAGGCAAUUGUGAGAGCAACUCACGGGUUUGAAGGGAACCGCAGGCCACGCGACCGUUUGAUCAAACGUUCCUUCUCUUCAAUUGCCAAAGCAACGAAAAUCCAAUGCGCUGCUAGCCCUGGCAUCAUGGACGAAGACCCAAUCAACAUCGACACAGACCUUCGCGAGAGGCUCAUCGCGGCCACAAGAGCGGGUGGUGGCACCGCAACAUGGUCAAUCCUCAAGACCUUAGACAAAACCAGUGCCAAGCCCGACAAACAGUUCGAAGAACUUCCACAAAAUCCUUCCUCCGGCACUCAGCCAACAACUCGUCAGCCAACUUGCCCCUGCGCCAACCAGGAUCCACAAGAGCAGUCUCGACAGAUCCAGCGAAUCGUGAACACGCCUAAAAACGCAAGUUCCGACAUACUCUGUUUGAAUGACGGUACAAACAUGCCCGCCUUGGCCAAAGCGAGUUGGCUGGCUUUAUCGUACUUGGUACACCCGCAGCAUUGCCAGCACCCCAAUGCCCCUGAGGCACUAAUCCGCAUCAACGAUGCGUUUUCCUGGAUAUCGAGACAUCCUGGAGAGAGACAACAGCCUCUCAUAUCAGUGUCACCUCCAACAACAUCGCCUCUGACACCCGCACCCCUGCUUCUGCCACCUGCGCCUCCAGCCAAGUCAGAGAGCCUCUUUCAGUUGCCGGCACUCGACCAUCCAGCACUCAGCCAUCCAGCACUCAGCCAUCCAGCACUCAGCCAUCCAGCACUCAGCCAUCCAGCACUCAGCCAUCCAGCACUCAGCUAUUCAGCCCUCAGCCAUCUCGCCCAGCCCAGCCAGUCCGGUCAGCUCGGUCAGCUCGGUCAGCUCGGUCAGCUCGGCCAGCUGAACCAACAGCUCCUCAAUUUGCCCAGCCUAGCCUGCCAACGGUCUGGCCUGCCCGACCUGAUGGGUCUGUCCCACCGCCAAUCAGGGUAUAUGGCCCCCGGCCAUCUGCUCAUGUCUUCAGAAACCGAGACGGUACACUCAGAGUCCGCUCAACGGUUGGCUGGCAAUUUCUAA
Messenger RNA from Diaporthe amygdali, 1074 nucleotides. RefSeq lists its product as uncharacterized. The transcript is spliced from 6 exons. NCBI's taxonomy places the organism in Eukaryota, Fungi, Ascomycota, Sordariomycetes, Diaporthales, Diaporthaceae. Bases 1 to 1074 code for a protein of 357 amino acids. The record is from RefSeq and is a predicted model, not a curated record.